Molecule: messenger RNA, 10936 nt
Organism: Cydia splendana
Lineage: Eukaryota; Metazoa; Arthropoda; Insecta; Lepidoptera; Tortricidae
Gene: Dhc1
Product: dynein axonemal heavy chain 5
Exons: 32
Coding region: 38-10915 (3625 amino acids)
Biological process (GO): microtubule-based movement
Cellular component (GO): axonemal dynein complex
Molecular function (GO): dynein intermediate chain binding; minus-end-directed microtubule motor activity; dynein light intermediate chain binding
Source: RefSeq, a predicted model, not a curated record
ACAGAAGAAGCCGCUGUUCCUCCUACACGCCGCGCUGAUGAUCCCCAACGUGUCAGUGAAGCCCACGCUAGAAGAGAUCCAAGAAGUCCUGGUGCUGGCCGGGAAGCACAUCUCCGGGCUUGCCAAGGGCGUGGCGCAGUGGACUGGCGGCAAGAGCUCCAGGGUUCAGUCGGUGGCAGGCGUGCUUCCGAAGUCGAAGAUCCUGGAUGCUGCGAAGCAGAGAAGGAAGAAGCAUUAUAGACUGGAGUCAGAGGAGAAGCCAACGUUCCCGCUGCAGCAGAAGAACUUUUACAACUAUAUCGUGGAGAAUAAGGAGAUUAUCAAAACUUUGUCUUUACUCUCGACAUGCACGCAGAAUGUUAAAACGGAGCUCAACAAUCUCGUAAAACGAUGGCGCCCGUACCACUAUCUCUGGAAGUGCGAGAAAACCCUCCGUCAACUCCUGGCUUGGAACCUGAACGAUUUCGAGCUGGCGCUGAAGCGUCACAGCGAGCUGGAGGCCAAGCUGGCCACGGAGCCCGACGUGCUAGUCAUCGGGAGCUGCCUCGCCGUGUCCACGGAGCGGCUCAAGCUUGGGCUCAGCACAGAGCUCAAAAACGGCACACACCGGAUCGGGCAAGCCAUGCGCAAGAAGUACAAGCGAGAGAUGGACUACGUGUACGCCAUCAUGAACGACCUUGAGCGUAAGCUGGAGCGACCAAUCAGGGACCUGGAUGAUGUGAGGAGCGUAAUGGAGACGCUGAAGAAGAUUAGGGAGCAGGAGGUCGAUAUGGAGCUGAAGAUCGACCCUGUUGAGGAAGCAUUCAAUGUGAUAACCCGCUACGAGCUGCCGGUAAGCCAGGCCGACUUGGAACAGGUGGACAGCCUCCGAUACACAUGGCAGCAACUUCAGGCCACCGCGCUAGCUGCCCACGUGCAGCUGCUCCAAAUGCAGCCCCAAUUUGAAGAGGACCUGAAAAACAAUCUGGAUAGGUUCAGAGAGGACAACGGGGAAUAUGUCCAUGAGUACCGGCACGCUGGUCCUAUGCAGUCGGGCCUGACGCCGCGCGAAGCGUCCGACAGGCUCAUACUAUUCCAGAACCGCUUCGACGGCAUGUGGCGUAAGCUGCAAACCUACCAAAACGGCGAAGAACUCUUCGGGCUCCCCCAUACCGAGUAUCCAGAACUGGCUCAGAUCAGAAAAGAACUGAACCUUCUGCAAAAACUAUACAAACUGUACAAUGACGUCAUUGACAGAGUCAGCAGUUACUACGAUAUACCUUGGGGCGAAGUCAAUAUAGAAGAAAUCAACAAUGAACUUAUGGAGUUCCAGAAUAGAUGUCGCAAACUUCCUAAAGGUUUAAAAGAGUGGCCAGCCUUCUUCGCUCUAAAGAAAACCAUAGACGAUUUCAACGACAUGUGCCCCCUGUUGGAGCUGAUGGCAAACAAAGCUAUGAAACCGAGGCACUGGCAGCGGAUCAUGGAGGUCACCAAAUACAUAUUCGAGCUAGACAACGAGGAUUUUUGUCUCAAGAACAUAUUGGAGGCUCCACUGUUGCCGAAUAAAGAAGAUAUUGAGGAUAUCUGCAUAUCGGCGAUGAAAGAAAAGGACAUAGAAGCCAAGCUGCGUCAAGUAACUAACGAGUGGUCUAUCCAUGAGCUGACGUUCCAAACAUUUAAUAAUCGUGGAGAGUUGCUCUUACGAGGUGAUACUACAGCAGAGACCAUAGGGCAGUUGGAGGACAGUCUCAUGAUCUUGGGCUCUUUGUUAUCUAACCGCUACAACGCUCCAUUCCGAAAACAGAUUCAACAAUGGCUUUACGACCUCCAAAACACCAACGAAAUUCUCGAACGGUGGCUUCUCGUUCAAAACAUGUGGGUAUAUCUCGAGGCAGUAUUCGUCGGCGGUGACAUCGCCAAGCAACUCCCCAAAGAAGCUAAACGCUUCUCUAAAAUCGACAAAUCAUGGCAAAAGAUCAUGCAAAGAGCUCACGAAACACCUGGAGUUGUCUCUUGCUGCGUAGGAGACGAUCUACUCAGACAAUUACUACCACAUCUGCAGGAACAGUUAGAGCUAUGCCAGAAAAGUCUAAGCGGGUAUUUAGAGAAGAAAAGGACGAUGUUUCCUCGGUUCUUCUUUGUGUCGGAUCCAGCGCUUUUGGAGAUUCUUGGACAGGCGUCUGAUUCGCAUACGAUACAGAAUCAUUUGCUGUCCAUUUUUGAUAAUAUUCGUUAUGUGAAGUUUCAUGAUAUUGAGUACAAUAAAAUGAUCGCCAUAGUUUCAUCCGAAGGUGAAGAGAUCAAACUAGAGCGUCCUGUCCGAGCCGAAGGCUCAGUGGAAACUUGGCUUACAUCACUCCUCCAGUCAGCGCAGAGCAGUCUCCACUCCAUCAUCAGGACCUCCGUGUCCUUGAUAAACGAUCCUGGCUUCAAUCUGCUGAUGUUCCUUGAUAAGAUGCCGGCGCAGGUGGGCCUACUCGGCAUCCAAAUCAUCUGGACUCGCGACGCCGAACUAGCCUUGGUGCAGGCCCGCCAAGACAAGAAGAUAAUGAUGGAGACCAACAACAAGUUCCUCGAGCUACUCAAUACACUCAUCGAUCAGACAACCAGGGAUCUGCUGAAGAUUGAGAGGAUAAAGUUUGAGACGUUGAUCACUAUUCAUGUUCAUCAGAGGGAUAUAUUUGAUAUGCUGUGCCGACUCAAUGUCAGAGCAGCCAGUGACUUCGAAUGGCUGAAGCAAUGCCGUUUCUACUUCAAAGAGGAUGCCGACAAGACUUGGGUGUCGGUGACUGACGUCACGUUCAUCUAUCAGAACGAGUAUCUUGGCUGUACAGAUCGGCUUGUCAUUACGCCGUUAACUGACAGAUGCUACAUAACCCUAGCCCAAGCGCUGGCUAUGAGCAUGGGUGGCGCGCCCUGCGGCCCCGCCGGUACCGGCAAGACGGAGACCGUCAAGGACAUGGGCAAGACCCUCGCAAAAUACGUCGUCGUGUUCAACUGCUCCGAUCAGAUGGAUUACAGAGGCCUCGGCCGCAUCUACAAAGGCCUCGCCCAGUCUGGUUCCUGGGGCUGCUUCGACGAGUUUAACCGCAUAGAGCUGCCCGUACUGUCUGUAGCGGCGCAGCAAGUGGCUGUGGUGCUGGCUGCCAAGAAGGAGAAGAAGAAGACGUUUGUGUUCACUGAUGGGGAUACUUCGGAGAUGUGCCCGGAGUUCGGGAUCUUCAUUACUAUGAAUCCCGGUUACGCCGGUCGUAAGGAGUUACCAGAAAACUUGAAGAUCCAGUUCCGUACAGUGGCCAUGAUGGUGCCAGACCGGCAGAUCAUCAUCAGAGUGAAGCUGGCCUCCUGCGGCUUCUUGGAGAACAUCACGCUCGCCAGGAAGUUCUACACGCUGUACAAGCUGUGUGAAGAACAGCUUACUAAGCAGGUCCACUAUGACUUCGGCCUCCGCAACAUCCUCUCAGUCCUCCGGACCCUCGGGGCAGUCAAACGCGUCAACUCCAAAGACAACGAGAGCACCAUCGUCAUGCGCGUGCUCCGGGACAUGAAUCUCUCGAAGCUGAUAGACGAGGAUGAACCGCUCUUUAUAUCACUGGUCGCAGAUUUGUUCCCUAACCAGGCGCUGGAGAAAACUACCUAUCCCGAGUUGGAAGAAGCCAUCAGGAAACAGGUCGACGAGACGGGGCUUAUCUGCCAUCCGCCGUGGAUUCUCAAGAUUAUCCAGCUGUACGAGACGCAGCGUGUGCGUCACGGUAUCAUGACACUGGGGCCGCCCGGUGCCGGCAAGACGACAUGCAUACACACCCUCAUGAACGCUCUUACUGAGACUGAGAACCCGCACAGGGAAAUGCGUAUGAACCCUAAAGCCAUCACCGCCGCCCAGAUGUUCGGCCGUCUCGACGUAGCCACCAACGACUGGACCGACGGCAUCUUCUCAGCCCUAUGGCGUAAGACCCUCAAGAUGAAAGAAGGUGAACACGUCUGGCUGGUCCUUGAUGGACCUGUGGACAGCAUAUGGAUUGAGAACCUGAAUUCCGUGCUGGAUGAUAAUAAAACCUUGACAUUGGCUAAUGGUGAUCGCCUGACCAUGUCACCGACUUCUAAGAUUCUGUUUGAGCCGGAGAAUAUUGAUAAUGCAUCGCCUGCUACUGUGUCGAGGAAUGGUAUGGUGUAUAUGAGUGCUUCGGGGCUGGACUGGGAUCCAGUUCUCCGUGCCUGGCUCAAGACGCGCUCAGAGAGAGAAUUAGAAAUAUUUAGCACGCUUUUUGAUCAGACAUUUCCAAAUGUAUACACGUGGUGUACUCAAAAUCUGAUCUUCAGCAUGAGGGUACUUCAAAGUAAUAUCAUACUGCAAAUGCUCAGUCUCUUGGAGGGACUUGUUCCUCCACAGAUAGAGGAAACUGAAGACCCGUCCGCAAGCAAAUCAGUUAACGGUGACAUUGACGAUGAAGAGGAAAAAGAGAAAACUGAAGAGAUCAUACUCUUCACACCAGAACACUUGCACAAAGUAUACGUAUUCACAUUAGUCUGGGGAUUUGGUUCCCUUCUAGAAACCAAAGACAGAAUACGAUACGAUGCGUUCUUAAAAGAGAAUUUUGCGGAAAUUUUAGACUUACCAAAACACCCUAAUAAUAAACCCUCGAUAGUUUUCGACUUUUAUGUAAAACACCCUGGCAAAUGGGAACUCUGGGACGAUUUAGUGACAAAUUACCAAUACCCGGACUCAGCGUCACCAGAUUAUGCUAGUAUUCUGGUCCCGAUAGUAGACAACGUAAGAAUAAACUACCUCAUUCACUGCAUAGCUAAACAAGGCAAAGCUGUGCUGUUAAUUGGAGAACAAGGCACUGCAAAGACUGUCAUGAUGAAAGCCUACAUGAAAAAUACAAAUCCAGAGCAGUUCAUGGGUCGCUCUUUCAAUUUCUCUUCAGCGACUAGUCCUUAUCAGUUCCAAAAGACUAUUGAAAGUUACGUUGAAAAACGUAGUGGUAUGACAUUUGGACCACCGGGGGGUAAGAAGAUGUUAGUGUUUAUCGACGACAUAAAUUUACCACAGAUCAAUGAGUGGGGUGAUCAAAUAACAAAUGAAAUUGUUAGGCAGACCAUGAGUAUGAAUGGAUUCUACAGUCUGGAGAAGCCUGGAGACUUUACCACGGUUAUUGACAUACAGUUCCUUGGUGCUAUGGGACAACCAGGUGGUGGUAGGAACGACAUACCGUCUCGUUUGAAACGCCAGUUCGCAAUAUUCAACUGUCCUUUGCCUAAUGACGAUUCGAUUGACAAAAUUUUCAAAGUUAUUGGUGAAGGUCAUUACAACGCCAAGCGAGGAUUUACUGUAGAAGUCCGCAACCUUAUUAAAAAAGUGAUUCCAUUGACCAGAGAGCUGUGGAUGAGAACGAGACUGAAUCUUCUACCGACGCCGGCUAAGUUUCACUACGUGUUUUCUCUUCGAGAUUUGUCUAGAGUGUGGCAGGGCAUGGUUGGAACCUUACCUACUGUUAUUGAAUCAGAAAAAUGUUUAAUGCUGCUGUGGAAACAUGAGUGUUCUAGAGUUUUCUCCGACAGAUUCACACAUCAAGUUGAUAAAGACUGGUUUAACAAAGCUUUGUAUGAUACAUCAGACGAAAUAUUAGGUGUGGAAUACAAAAAGAUGAUGGAAAGUGAGCCUGUCUUUGUAGAUUUUAUGAGGGAUGCACCGGAACCGACUGGUGAAGAAGGCGAAGAUGCCGACAUGGAGUUACCAAAAGUGUAUGAACCCGUGUUUGAGUACAGUGAGCUCCGAGAAAGAUUGGAGAUGUUCCUGUCCCAGUUCAAUGAAAUGGUCCGCGGGUCGGGCAUGGAUUUAGUUUUUUUCCCCGAUGCUAUGCUCCAUCUUGUGAAGAUAUCUAGGGUGAUACGACAUCCAAGAGGCAAUGUGAUGCUUGUUGGAGUAGGGGGUUCUGGAAAACAAUCCUUGACGAAGCUAUCUACUUUUAUAGCUGGAUACCGGUCUUUUCAAAUCGCACUUACUAGAUCGUACAAUGUUGGUAACUUCCUUGAAGAUUUGAAGCUACUUUAUAGAUCGUGCGGUGUUCAAGGCAAAGGAACAACAUUCAUCUUUACGGAUUUGGAUAUAAAGGAAGAAGGAUUCCUGGAAUAUUUGAACAAUAUUCUAUCAUCCGGUGUUAUAUCUAAUUUGUUCACUAAAGACGAGCAGCAAGAAAUUAUUUCGGAACUCACGCCGAUUAUGAAACGGGAAAAUCAAAAGAGAACUCUCAACAAUGAAUUAGUAAUGGAGUACUUUUUAAACAGGACAUGCCAAAACCUGCAUGUCGUAUUAUGUUUUUCACCGGUUAGCGAAGCCUUUAGAUACCGCGCACUUCGCUUCCCAGCUCUUAUCUCCGGCUGCACCAUAGACUGGUUCCAACCUUGGCCAAAGGAUGCCCUUGUUUCUGUCGCCGACCACUUUUUAACAGAGUUUGAAAUCGAAUGUACAAAAGAAGUCAAAAAAGAGCUCGUCACCGUAUUAGGAACCAUUCAAGACGUCGUGUCGCAAGUGUCUGCAGAAUAUUUCCAAAGAUUCCGCCGAUCAUCACAUGUUACUCCUAAAUCGUAUCUAAAUUUUAUUGGAGGAUACAAAACAAUUUAUCAAAUGAAGCAAAAAGAGCUGGGAGAUGGUGCAUUACGCAUGGACACUGGAUUAGAAAAACUUCGUGAAGCAUCGAUAUCCGUUGAAGUUCUAAAAAAAGAUUUGGCAGUAAUGGAACAGGAUUUAGCAUUGGCUUCUGAAAAAGCAGAUCGUGUCCUCACUGAAGUCACAGAAAGAGCAAUGCAAGCCGAAAUAGUAAAGAAUCAGGUUCAAAUAGUGAAAGAAAAGGCAGAAGCCCUCGUAGCUUAUAUAGCUGAAGAAAAAUUAAAAGCGGAAAUUAAACUGGAGGCAGCUAAACCGGCGUUAGAAGAAGCUGAAGCUGCUCUUAACACUAUAAAGCCAGCACAUAUUGCCACGGUCAGAAAAUUGGGUAGGCCACCGCAUCUUAUUAUGAGGAUCAUGGAUUGCGUAUUGAUAUUGUUUCAGAGAAGAUUACACCCGCUCAUUCCCGAUGUGGCUGCACCAUGUCCAAAGCCUUCAUGGGCAGAGUCUCUCAAGAUGAUGGCCAGUACUACUUUCCUUCUACAACUCCAGAAUUAUCCUAAAGACAUUAUAAACAAUGAGAUGGUUGAACAUUUGGUACCUUAUUUCGAGAUGGAGGAUUACAACAUGGACACGGCCAAGAGAGUCUGCGGUGACGUCGCCGGGUUGUUGUCGUGGACAAAGGCUAUGGCGUUCUUCCAUAGUGUCAACAAGGAAGUACUGCCUUUGAAAGCUAAUCUGCUGCUUCAGGAAGCAAGAUUAAAGCUUGCAAUGGAAGAUUUGGCUUCCGCAGAAAGACAACUAGAGGAACGUGAAAUGUCUCUUCGAAAAGUCAAAGAACAAUAUGAAUCUGCUGUCUCUGAGAAACAGCAGUUGACGGACGCUGCUAACGUUUGCUUACGAAAAAUGACUGCCGCUACUGCACUGAUUAAUGGAUUAGGCGGAGAAAAGAUCAGAUGGACGCAACAGAGUAAGGAUUUCAAAGAACAGUUGGGAAGAUUGGUAGGUGAUGUCGUCCUAGCGACAGGAUUCCUUUCGUACUGCGGCCCUUACAAUCAGGAAUUUAGGAACAAUUUACUAAAUAACUGGAUGGGGAUAUUAAAGAACAAACAGAUACCUUUGACAGAUAACUUAAAUAUAACUAAUAUGCUGGUUGAAAAUGCUACAAUAUCUGAAUGGACGCUGCAAGGCUUACCAAACGAUGAUUUAUCAGUGCAGAAUGCUCUUAUUGUUACUAAAUCUAGCUCUUACCCUUUAUUAGUCGAUCCACAGAGUCAGGGUAAGAACUGGAUAAAAAACAAAGAAAGUACAAAUGAAUUACAAAUUACUUCACUCAACCACAAGUAUUUCAGAACGCAUCUAGAGGACAGUCUGUCGCUAGGAAGACCACUGCUUAUAGAAGAUGUCGGCGUAGAGCUAGAUCCAGUUAUUGACAAUGUGUUAGAGAAGAACUUUAUUAAAUCGGGUUCAAUAGAAAAAGUAAUCGUCGGUGAUAAGGAAUGCGAUGUUAUGCCUGGCUUUAUGCUAUAUAUAACAACAAAAUUACCUAAUCCCGCAUAUUCUCCUGAAAUAAGUGCUAAAUCAUCGAUAAUUGAUUUCACUGUUACUAUGCGAGGUUUAGAAGAUCAACUGUUAGGUCGUGUGAUUUUAAUGGAGAAAUCAGAUUUAGAAGAAGAAAGAGUGGCGCUGUUCGAAUCCGUAAUGAAGAAUCAGCGCAGCAUGAAAGAAUUGGAAAGCAAUCUGCUUUGCCGACUCACAUCAUCUGAAGGCUCAUUAGUCGAUGACGAAGCCUUGAUCCAAGUCUUGCAAGUAACUAAAACGACAGCAGAAGAAGUCAAUGAAAAACUAAAAGUAGCAGAAGUCACAGAAAAGAAAAUUAUAAAAGCUCGUGAAGAGUUUAGAGCAGUUGCAGCAAGGGGCUCGAUAUUGUAUUUCUUAAUAGUAGAAAUGAGCAAUGUAAACAUCAUGUAUCAGAACUCGUUAAAACAAUUUUUGACAAUAUUCGACAAUUCAAUAACGAAGUCUACUAAAACCAAUGUGACUGAGGAGCGUAUUAAUAUAAUACUGAAAUACCUUACACAUGAAGUAUGGGCAUUUACAUUGCGAAGCUUGUAUGAACGUCACAAGGCUCUGUUCACGUUGAUGCUGGCAAUGAAAAUCGAUUGUCACCGUCAAUUAAUUUCUCACGACGAAUUCACGGCGUUUGUGAAAGGAGGUGCGUCAUUGGAUUUAAAUGCAGUGACUCCGAAGCCUUUCAGAUGGAUUCUGGAUAUAACAUGGCUGAAUCUGGUGGAGAUUAGUAAAUUGAAGACUUUCUCUGACGUAUUGCAAAAGAUCUCAUCUAACGAGAAAGAGUGGCGAGUCUGGUAUGAAAAGGCGAAGCCAGAAGAAGAAACUAUUCCCAGUGGUUACAACGACAGCCUCGAUGUGUUCCGUAAGCUGCUGCUUAUCCGCUCGUGGAGCCCUGAUCGAACCCUGUCGCAGGCUAGGAAGUAUAUUGUCGAUUCCCUCGGCCCGGAGUACGGCGAGGGCUGCAUUUUGAAUCUUGAAGCGACCUGGGAAGAAUCAGAACCACGUACACCACUCAUUUGCAUCCUGUCUAUUGGCUCUGAUCCCUCCGCGCAGAUCGCAUCACUGGCCAAGUCAAAGGAAAUUCAAAUAAAAGCCGUAUCGAUGGGUCAGGGUCAAGAAAUCGUCGCAAGAAAAAUGAUAUCAGACUCAAUGAACGAAGGAGGCUGGGUACUCCUACAAAAUAUCCACUUGUCCCUUCCAUUCUGUGUAGAAGCCAUGGAUGCUUUAAUAGAAACUGAACAUGUACAGGAAUCUUUUAGGCUGUGGCUCACAACUGAAGUCCACACGGAGUUCCCGAUAGGUCUACUACAAAUGGCCAUUAAAUUCACCAAUGAACCUCCGCAAGGCAUCAGAGCUAGCAUGAAAAGAACUUACCAAAACAUCACUCAAGAUACGUUAGAUUACUCAUCUUUAUCCCAAUGGCCACCGCUGUUAUAUGCAGUUGCUUUCCUACACACUAUCGUGCAAGAACGACGAAAGUUCGGGCCUCUAGGAUGGAAUAUUCCCUACGAGUUCAAUCAAGCCGAUUACGCAGCCAGCGUGCAGUUUAUACAAAACCAUCUCGACGAUAUCGACCCUAAAAAAGGUAUAUCUUGGCCAACAAUCUGUUACAUGCUUGGGGAAGUCCAAUAUGGCGGUCGUGUCACAGAUGACUUCGACAAACGCCUUUUGACAACUUUCACAAACGUGUGGUUCUGUGAUGUACUGCUACGACCGGGUUUUGAAUUCUAUAAGGGUUACAAAGUGCCUCAGACAAGGAAUCUCUCCGGCUAUAUUGAUUAUAUCAAUCAGCUUCCAUUGACUGAUACUCCCGAAGUAUUCGGUCUUCACGGGAACGCUGACAUUACGUAUCAGAUCAAUAGUGCUAAAGAUAUACUGGACACAAUAUUGAGCGUGCAACCGAAAGAAGGUGGCAGCCAAGGUGGCGAGACAAGAGAAAGUAUCGUGUACAGGCUAGCUGAAGACAUGUUGGAAAAAUUACCAAAACAAUACGUGAGUUUUGAAGUUAGAGAAGCUUUGGUGAAAAUGGGGGCUUUUUUGCCAAUGAAUAUCUUUUUAAGACAAGAGAUCGACCGCAUCCAGCGUGUGAUCAAGUCAGUGCAGUCAACUCUGUGCAACCUAAAGCUAGCCAUCGACGGGACCAUAGUGAUGAGUCAGGGGCUGCGCGAGAGUCUCGACGCUAUGUAUGAUGCGAGGAUACCGCAGAAUUGGCUCAAGGUAUCAUGGGAGUCAGCAACGCUAGGUUUCUGGUACACAGAGUUAUUGGAGCGAGAGCAUCAGUACCGCGUGUGGCUGCGUAACGGCCGCCCCACCGCUUUCUGGAUGACUGGCUUCUUUAACCCUCAGGGGUUCCUCACCGCUAUGAGACAGGAGGUAACCCGAAGUCACAAAGGGUGGGCGCUAGACUCCGUGGUGCUACAGAACCACAUCACAAAGCUCAACCGAGAGGACGUCCACGAGGGCCCGGCCGAAGGUGUUUACGUACACGGACUGUUUCUUGAAGGCGCAUCCUUGGACAGAAAGUCGGGGAAGCUAAUCGAAUCAAAACCCAAAGUCCUGUACGAGCAAAUGCCGAUCAUCUACAUCUUCGCCAUCAACACUACAGCCGGCAAGGACCCCAGGCUCUACGAGUGCCCCAUCUAUCGGAAACCCCAGCGAACUGAUGCUAAAUACGUGGGGUCUAUAGAUUUCGAGACAGACAGCAAUCCGAGGCAUUGGGCGUUGAGGGGAGUGGCGCUGCUGUGCGAUAUUAAGUGAAUAAAGGUGUUUACUGUGGAA